Molecule: messenger RNA, 1215 nt
Organism: Psilocybe cubensis
Lineage: Eukaryota; Fungi; Basidiomycota; Agaricomycetes; Agaricales; Agrocybaceae
Exons: 8
Coding region: 1-1215 (404 amino acids)
Biological process (GO): 'de novo' cotranslational protein folding; regulation of translational fidelity
Cellular component (GO): cytosol
Molecular function (GO): ribosome binding; Hsp70 protein binding
Source: RefSeq, a predicted model, not a curated record
AUGGCGUCCGUUCAGGUUUUGUCGAUUGCUACUCCUCCCGUCUCUGCUGCCUAUAAGGCCCCCAGUGUCCCAUCUACUUCUCGUAUCUCUGCUCCCCAUCCAUCUGGCCAUCGUACCCUGCUCCCUGUUGGACCUGCUUAUAUUAACCAUUUGCGCCUUUCUCUCCACCAUUCACACUCGUUCUCCUCGCUCGACAAGCACCUUGAAGCAGAACGCGAACGUCUCGCCGCCCUCCAUGGAGAAGACAACGCUGGAGAAGAUGAUCUCGGUGUAGGCGACGAAGAGGAAUCUGAAGAACUCCUGGCUCUUGAUCCCAAGGAGUGGAAGAAACAAGAUCACUAUGCUGUCCUUGGUCUUUCUCAUCUUCGCUACAAAGCUACCGCUGACCAGAUCAAAAUUGCUCACCGCAAAAAAGUGUUGAAGCACCACCCCGACAAAAAGGCUGCCACCACCACCAAUGUCUCCAGCUCGCUAUACCUCGCCGGCGUGAACCAAAAUACCAACGACGAUGCCUUCUUCAAGUGCAUCCAAAAGGCUCACGAGGUCCUCACAAACCCCGAAAAGCGCCGCCAAUUCGACUCUGUCGACCCCGUAUUCUUGGAGCUCGAGGAGGAGAUGCCUACCCUCGCCGAGUUCAAGAGCAAAAAUCUUGAUUUCUUCAAGACUUUUGGACCUGUCUUUGAUUUGUACUCCCGCUUCUCCAAGGCUCAGCCUGUUCCUGGGCUUGGCCACAUCGACUCCUCCAAGGAUGAAGUAGAGGGCUUCUACGACUUCUGGUACAACUUUGACAGCUGGAGAAGCUUCGAGUGGCUUGAUAAGGAAGUCAACGAGGGCAGCGACAGCCGUGACGACAAGCGCUACACUGAGAAGAAGAACAAGUCGGAGCGCGCCCGCAGAAAGAAGGAGGAUACCGCCAAGCUUAGAGGAUUGGUCGACAUGGCUCUCGGCCUUGACCCUCGCAUUAAGCGUAUCAAGCAGCAGGAGAAGGAGGCUCGCGAGGCGAAGAAGAAAGCUGGUAACCCUGCGGCCGCCGCCAAGAAAACCAAACAGCAAGAGGAAGAGGAGAAGAAGAAGGCCGAGCAGGCUGCAAAGGAGAAGGAGGAGGCUGAGAAGCUUGCCCGUGCUGAGGCGAAGAAGCAGAAGGCUGCUGCUGCUAAUGCGGCCAAGAAGGCGAGAAGACAGCAGAGAGCCGCUGAAGAAGGAGGAGCUGCGUAG